Pimephales promelas (fathead minnow) is the source of this 1819-nucleotide messenger RNA. It is a transcript of the gene hsd17b14, whose product is annotated as hydroxysteroid (17-beta) dehydrogenase 14. Gene Ontology annotation, biological process: steroid catabolic process. NCBI's taxonomy places the organism in Eukaryota, Metazoa, Chordata, Actinopteri, Cypriniformes, Leuciscidae. The record is from RefSeq and is a predicted model, not a curated record. Gene Ontology annotation, molecular function: estradiol 17-beta-dehydrogenase [NAD(P)+] activity. Gene Ontology annotation, cellular component: cytosol.
AGACGAUUCAGCCAGACUUGGUAAACUGGUUCAUUCAGUUCGCUAAAAGCGAUUCGAAACAAAGAAGAAUCCAGGAAGCGAACUCUACCGCAAGCACGCUCACGUGAUAUCCAUCGGGUGCUACUUCUUCUAUCAUAUGAUUUCAGUAAAUUACUAACCGAGCUGUCAACUGUAAACGAAACUGUUAGUCGUGUGCAGACACUUGUCAUUUUUUUUAUUUCCUGAAUUCCUGCAUUAGUAGGCUUCGCAUAAGUGGACGCAUAGCGUACGGUAGUGACAUGGCUUGUGCUCAGCGGUAUGUCAACAAAGUUGUCAUCGUGACUGGGGGCACUAGAGGCAUUGGAAGGGGCAUCGUUAAAGUGUUUGUUCAAAAUGGGUCCAAAGUUGUGUUCUGCGCUCAAGAGACUGAGUUGCAAGCUGGCCAGUCUCUUGAGUCUGUCCUGAAUAAGGAAGGGCCGGGAUCAUGCUUAUUUGUGUCAUGUGACGUGACAAAAGAGGAUGACAUCAAGCUAUUAAUAAGUGAGACGAUUGAGAGAUUUGGACAAAUCGACUGUUUGGUGAACAAUGCUGGGUGGCACCCCCCUCACAAGCCCACAGAUGAAACCACUGCAGACGAGUUUAGAGACCUGCUUAAUUUGAACCUCAUCAGCUACUUCCUUACUUCCAAGUAUGCACUGCCGUAUCUGCGCAAAACGCAAGGAAACAUUAUCAAUUUAUCCAGCCUUGUCGCCUCUAUAGGCCAGAAAGACGCAGCUACCUACGUAGCAACCAAGGGGGCGAUCACCGCCAUGACUAAAGCAAUGGCUGUGGAUGAGAGUCGCUAUCAAGUGAGAGUCAACUGCAUCUCUCCAGGCAAUGUAAUGACACCUCUGUGGGAGGAGCUGGCUGGCCAAACCGAAAACCCUUCUUCCACUAUUAAGGAGGGAGAAAAUGCUCAGUUGAUUGGUCGAAUGGGAACGGAGGCUGAGAGUGGAUUAGCUGCUCUUUUCUUGGCAGCUGAUGCCACUUUCUGUACUGGGAUAGAUUUGUUUCUAAGUGGAGGGGCCGAACUGAACUACGGCUUCAAAAGCCAAAUUCCAUAACUGAACAAUAAUGGAAAGGUCCUUAAAAUGAUAAUGGUUUCAUUCCUCCUCUCAGACAGCUUUUUAGGUGCUUUUGAGGCAGUGAUGCUUCAAAAUGCAGCUAUUUAUUGACACAAUAUGAGAUUUUGGUUAAAUUUUUUAAGGUGCUUUUGUUAAAGUGCAAUUAUACAAAUAAGUACUGUGAGUAAUAUUAAUUAACAACUUGUACUUACUAUAUGAUUAGGGUUUGGUUUAGGGUAAAUUACUGAUAAUUAUGUAUGAUGGUUAGGUAAAUUUUGUAUACCUGACCAUUGUUACAUUUAAAGCCAUCUGUAAUUGUUUGCAUUUCUAAUAGUAAUAGAAUUUUACUAUUAUAAUGGAGGGGGAGGAUGUUAUGUUUUGUACACAAUUUUAAUUAAUCUAAAAGCUUUUUAAUUUUUAUUAAUGCAAAUAUUACAGUAGUUAUAUAUGAAAGGGACCUGAACUGUAAUUUACAUUACCAUGAAUGAGCUUGCAAAGACUGAUGUUUACAAGUAAUCAUUUCCAGGCAUGUGUGUCACAUGAUAAUCUGAUUUUAACUGUAAAGUGUAAUUGAGUGUUUUUUGAAACUUAAUAAAUGACUCUUGAUAGGAUGUGAUUUCAUACUGUUAUGUGGUUCAUACUGUUCAUACAUAAUGUUACUCAUGAGGGCUAUGUACACAUACAUUGUAUUUCUGCAUUUUUUUGUAGGCUACCAAUUAAAAAGCUGAAUUGUUGUA